Messenger RNA from Eimeria acervulina, 1278 nucleotides. Its product is annotated as aspartyl aminopeptidase, putative. Gene Ontology annotation, molecular function: zinc ion binding; aminopeptidase activity. The transcript is spliced from 9 exons. Gene Ontology annotation, biological process: proteolysis. The coding region runs from base 1 to 1278 and encodes 425 amino acids. The record is from RefSeq and is a predicted model, not a curated record. NCBI's taxonomy places the organism in Eukaryota, Apicomplexa, Conoidasida, Eucoccidiorida, Eimeriidae.
AUGGCACGCGGAGGCAAAUAUUUUGUUACAAGAAACGAUUCAUGUAUAGCCGCGUUUGUCGUUGAGGUGCCUUGUUUCGUUUCAGGGAGACAAUUUGGAAAGGACAGUACUGGUGGCUUCUGCGUAACAGCAACGCACACUGACUCUCCGUGUUUGCGCCUGAGGCCUCGCGCCUUUGCGGAGAAGGAAGGCUAUCAUAUGGGUAGCGUGGAGUGCUACGGCGGGGGCCUCUGGCACACGUGGUUUGAUAGGGGACUUGGCAUAGCCGGGAAGGUUGCUCUUCGCAUUGGAACGAAGGUGGAAGAAAGGCUGAUGCGCAUCUCAAAACCCCUAUUUUACUUGCCGAACCUCGCUAUACACCUGAAGACAGUUGAGGAAAUUGGGGCCUUUAAAAUCAACAAGGUAAUGCGUGCGCAUGACACAAUAAGGUUCCCACGGAACCACCGGUCGAAAACCCGUUCGCUUGUGCAGGAGCAGCACCUACAACCGAUAUUGUGUUCCGCCAUAGCCGAGCAGCUGAGCCAGAGCAGCGAAGGCGAAAAGCGUGAGAGUAAAGAUAAGGAUGAGGACCAGCGCUUGCCACCUGCGCUAGAGCGCUUAGUCACUCAAACUAUUGGGCUUCCUGGCGCAAAGCUGCUGGAUUGGGACUUUUGUCUUAUGGACUCAACGCCUAGCCGUCUCUCGGGCAUUCACUCAGAGUUUAUCGAGAGCCCGCGGCUUGACAACUUGGCCUCGACCUUUGCCGCCUUUGAGGCGCUAGUAGAGGCGAGCAGAUGCCAGAGUGAGGGCGCUCAGGGAUGCGGGGAGACAGACAUUUUGGUGGCUGUGGCGUUUGAUCACGAAGAAGUCGGAUCGGAGUCGCUUUCGGGCGCCAACUCUAACAUCCUCGAGGGUGUCGUCAUAAAAGAAAAUGCCAACCAGAGCUACGCCUCCAAUGCGUGCUCGAUGUCCUUCGUUCGCGUAAUUGCAGAAGAAGCAGAUAUUCCCCUGCAAGAUUUCGUUGUGCGUAAUGACAGCAGAUGCGGCGGAACUGUGGGGGCCAUGCUGAGUGCUCGUUUAGGGGUGCGCACAGUAGACAUCGGCAUACCCCAGUGGGCAAUGCAUUCGUGCAGGGAGAUAUGUGGUGUGACGGAUUUGAUGUACUUACAGAAACUUCUCGAGUGCUUUAAGACGGGCAUGACACUUGCGGGGAUUGUAGGCCCAGGAGCAGGCGAUGAUGGCAAUACAUUGAUUCACAGGGGUCUUUCAAUGCUACGUUGCAUCUCCUGUGCAGCCUAG